Molecule: messenger RNA, 1573 nt
Organism: Brassica napus (rape)
Lineage: Eukaryota; Viridiplantae; Streptophyta; Magnoliopsida; Brassicales; Brassicaceae
Exons: 4
Coding region: 271-1260 (329 amino acids)
Source: RefSeq, a predicted model, not a curated record
UCAAUAAGGAGCGAAGUAGUGUGAGGCGCCGUCUCUUCAACCUCUUCCUCCUCCAUUUCGCUUCUUUUCUGAGGUUUUUAUUGUAAAAGUUUUACACCAUAUCUUAUUUCGCGAAAACCCAGAUUCUUCCUGGAAUCUUAUUUCCUCUGAAAGUGACAGGUGGAUUGAAGAAACUGCAACGAGAGAAGAGUCAAAAAGCCUGAGAAAAUUUACAGUCCAUUUUAUCUUAAUGAGGUUGUGCUUGGAUGGUAGAGACGGUUUUGAGUUACGAUGAGCACACGAAGAAACAACGGCUUUUCCAAAGCUGACAAAGUUUGUGGGCCGAAUUGGAUCUUAAUCGCAGGAGGUGCCUUGUUGAGCACUUUCUCCAUCCGCUUUGCCUGGAGACUUAGGCACUCGUCUCACCCUCUAUCCAAUUCCUCCUCUCUUGGAUUUCAAGCCAAUGGAACAUCUGAGAGGGAAAAAUCUUUAGGUUGUUGUUUGCACUCCAGCAAAUCUUCCUGUGCACAUAAUGAUGAGUAUUGUUGCUUCCACUCCAAUUCAGGAACUGAGCAUUUGGAGGGAAAAGAGGAGCCAAACGAGCAAAUGGUAUCUGCAUCUGACACUUCACUGCCUCUUGUGACGCUUCCUGCUCCAUUAUACAGCAAGGAGGAUGGGGUCAUGUGGACUUCUUCUCCUGAUCGCCUGGAACUUCCCCCAAAACCAUACAAUCACCAUUCCACCUGCUCGGAUUCUCCUUGCGUGUCUGAAACCAGCUCAGACAUCUUCAGCAAACGAGAAGUAAUUCAGAAACUGAGGCAACAGCUGAAGAGGCGCGACGACAUGAUACUUGAAAUGCAGGAACAGAUUCUAGAGCUGCAGAACUCGUACAACGCACAGAGGGCACACUCUAGCCAUCUCCAGGCACAGGUAGACUCGAUGAAUAGAGAUCUGUUCGAAUCAGAAAGAGAAGUUGAGAGACUGAGAAAAGCAAUCGCUGAUCACAGCGUCGGAUGCACAGGUAGCAAUGGAAAGACAUCUCCUGUUGCACCUUGGAGUAAUGGUUUUAUGGAGAGCGAGAACAAUUACGAGUCAGUGGAAAAGGGAUCAAGGGAUGGAGAGAGAAUAGAGAUGCUGAGAAAGGAAGUGGAGGAGCUGAAAGAAGUGAUAGAUGGGAAGGAGUAUCUACUUAGGAACUAUAAAGAGCAGAAGAUUGAGCUAUCACAGAAGGUGAAAGAGUUGCAGCAGAGAUUGGACUCCCAGUUCCCAAACAUAUUGUAGGUUUAAGAGCUAGAGCAUUGUGCAUUCUUGCUAGUUGCUUCUCUUCUUUUGGUUUUGGUAUUUUCAGCUUCUUUGAGAGAAAAUAAACGAUGUAGUAAGCUCAUCUUUGGAGUCUCACUCUAGAGAGAAUAAAUUUCAGGUUCUUCUCUCUCUGGCUUUAGCUUUGGUUUUCGAAUGUUUUGAUUUUGUUUGUGGUUGUGUCUUGUCUCUGUUUUGAAUGUAGAGGAAAGUAGUCGUUGAAGAUUUUGUUUGUGGUUGUGUCUUGUCUCUGUCUCUGUUCCUAUAAAGAGAAAUGGAUUAACAGUUGGAAGGA